Molecule: messenger RNA, 4937 nt
Organism: Brienomyrus brachyistius
Lineage: Eukaryota; Metazoa; Chordata; Actinopteri; Osteoglossiformes; Mormyridae
Gene: siae
Product: sialic acid acetylesterase
Exons: 10
Coding region: 88-1671 (527 amino acids)
Biological process (GO): carbohydrate metabolic process
Molecular function (GO): sialate O-acetylesterase activity
Source: RefSeq, a predicted model, not a curated record
UGAUGAAAGGCGGAGUCACAUGACCGGCUUCCCCAGACGGCUGCACUUCCGGGUUCUCGGCAAGCCGCUGAACUGGGAAAGUUGGAGAUGUGCUGGCUGUGGGUGACCGUCUUACUGGCUGCUGUAGUAGCCCAGCUAGAGGCUGUCCGAGAGGAGUUUCGCUUUGCCUCCUAUUAUGGCGAUCACAUGGUUCUCCAGCAAGCUCCUGAAAGAGCUGUGCUGUGGGGAUAUGGGGUCGGCGGUUCAAAAGUCGUCGUUACUGUGUCAAACGGAAUAAGUAACCAAACGAACACUGCCUAUGUGAAAAAUGAUAUUUGGACGGUGACUCUUGAGCCCGUGAAGGCGGGGGGUCCUUACAAUUUGACCGCCACACAGAUCAGCAAUUCCUCCAUGGUUGUUAAACUGACGGACGUGCUUUUUGGCGACGUGUGGCUCUGCGGGGGCCAGAGCAACAUGGCAUUUACAGUCUCUCAGGUGAUCAACGCGAGCAAGGAGUUGGCCCAGGCUGUCAAAUACCCUCACAUUCGUAUUUUCUCAGCCGCACUGGUCAAAAGUGAGGUGGAGCUGUUAGACCUACCCAGAGUUGAGCUUCCAUGGGCUGUACCCACUCCAGAGCUGCUGGGCCAUGGAAACUUCACCUACUUCUCGGCAGUCUGCUGGCUCUUCGGCCGCGACCUGCACCAGAACCUGGGCUACCCCGUGGGGCUUGUGGAGUCCUGCUGGGGGGGGACGCCGGUGGAGGCCUGGUCGUCCACCAGGGCGCUAAAGAAGUGCAGCCUGGCAGGGACGAAGGACAGGAUGCCUUUAGUUGGGCAAGUGUGGAAUGACACUGUGUUGUGGAACUCCAUGAUCCACCCACUGCUCAACAUGACAAUAAAGGGAGCCAUCUGGUAUCAAGGUGAGGACAACACGGCCUAUCACCGGGACCAGUAUAACUGCAGCUUCCCCACCAUGAUCGAUGACUGGAGGAUGGCUUUUCACGAGGGGUCGGGGGGCCAGACAGCCCUAGACUUCCCGUUCGGAUUUGUACAGAUCUGCACUGACCUGAAGCAUUCUGUGAAGGAGGAUUUUCCAGAACUGCGCUGGCACCAGACGUCUGAUUACGGCUUUGCGCCCAAUCCCCGCAUGAAGCGGACCUUUAUGGCGGUCUCUCUGGACCUGCCUGAUGAGGAGUCACCUUGGGGCAGCAUCCAUCCACGCUACAAACAGGAUGUGGCCCUCAGGUUAGCACUCGGGGCCCGAGCCGUGGCCUACGGACAGCCAGGCGUGUCUUUCCAAGGACCCUUCCCGGAAAAGUGCAUCUUGUGCGGGUAUCAGCUGAACGUCACCUUCGAUAAGGCGAUAUUUUUCAAUAAGUCCGUGAAUCAAUCCCUGUUCGAAGUCUGCUUCUCUGAGGGCCAGGAGUCAUGCAAGCCGUCCACAAACUGGACGUCGGCCCCUGUCAUCGGCUGGGACCAGAACUCCAUCCUGCUAAAGGUGGAGGAACACGCCAGUUCUGUGGCAGCUCUCCGUUAUGCAUGGAGGGACUGGCCCUGCGAUCUGAAGAGCUGCCCGGUCUACAGCGCCGACAGAGUUCUGCCGGCUCCCCCCUUCAUUGUUAAUCGAUGGCCGCAGUGGGAAUGGGGGAGGAGCGGCUCCAUAAAGUGGCUGCUAACGUCUCCAGAUAACUAGUAAUGAUGUGGAGGAGGGUGAUUUUCAUCCAAAGAAUAUCACUUGUUUAUGAAGGACGACCAGCAGCCCAUCGCUGAGCUCACCGCGCAUCCCGAUGGUGACCUGCCAACCCCGCUGCCGUUUUCAUCUCUUCCUGAUCUCAGUAUCAAUGGGUCAAAGUUUUACAUUCAUGUCGCGAUGCUGUAGUGGACUUUUGGCGCCUGAUUCUUUGACACUUCAAGUGGUUUUGGAAUUCCUGAAGGAAAAUCAUCUCCUUGGGGAAAAUUUAAAAGUGAAAUUGCAUACUUUUUCCCGACAAAAACGGGAGGGCAGGGGCUUCAUCUUGAGCCAGAGGAGUCAGAAAUUUCUUCAGAAAUCUCAUUUUUAUCGUGAAUCUUUUCCAUGAUUCCUUUUCUUUAGCGUUACUUGGUAAAUAUGGUGUGUGAAAUGACACUUAAUGACACGAAACGUGUGGAGAAUGGCAACACACAGAGGUUUAAAGGAGGUAAAGGUGAAAUAUACUAUUUUCUCAAAGCUGUAAUUUAUCUGAUUUUUGGGGGGGAGGUGGAGCAACAGUGACCGUUGUUAUUCAGAGCUACGUAGUGGAUGACUGCUUUGGGAGGCAUCGGCAUAGCACUUAAGGUCAGAAUAGUUAGAUUAUUAUGAUGCAGCAGAUUAUGUCUUUCCACAGCAUAUUCUGUAAACCGAACCACUGCAGUAGAUGCAGUAAAUAUUUCGGUCUGUAGAUGGCAGUGCAGUCUUACUUAAGUGAAAAGAAGUCUUAGUGUAUUAAAAGGUAAUUAGGAUUAGGGUUGCUGUUUAGGAUAAAGCUAGAGUUUUGGGUUGGAUUCGCCUAAAGAGUUAGUUAGGGUUGCCAUUUGGUCACUGGUUUCACAAAUGCAACUAAUCAUUAUAGAUUGACGGAAUAGUUUAAACUGACUUUUAUAUAUUUUGGUUUCAGAAACUCAGAAUUCCUCAAAUUAAAGACCAACACCACAAAAUUUUUGCAUAGUUUAUUAACAUCCGACAUUACCUGAUUAACAGCAGCAGAAGGUACGGGGGGUAUGUUCUCAUUUGCUUUGUGUGAAAACCUCAAUGUAUGGUAAGGUUUUUGAUGGUAUAUACUGGGGUUUAAUUAAGUUUUCGAAAGCAGCAUCUGAUACUCGUCAAUCGGAAGCUAUGUACUGAAAGUACCCAAGAUAAGUAAGAAUCAAUAAUAAGAUGGCGAUAUUAAGAUCUUCAAGAUACUGAUUUUAAAGUAAGAAAUUCGGAAUUCAUAGCAUGGUACCUGCAGCUAUCUUAGAGAAUCGGCAAGUUCAUUUUUUCCAGGUAUGUUUCACUGGUGUCACCCCUCUCAGCGGCAGGGUUUCCUCCACCCAUUCACUGGGAGAUUCCAUCAUUCGUUUCCACAACUUUGACUCAUCGGCACUUGAGUCCAUCCAGUUCACCACACUCCCGUAGCUUUUACCUGAAUUGGCAGAGAGAGAUAUUUUUAUUCAACAGAGAUCUACCUGCGUACAACAUCGUUGCAGAGUACCAUACAACACUCUAGUUUCCUCUCUCAGUCCAAAGACAGGCAGCUGGGGAAUUAGGACUUGUACAGCGUGGUGAGUGAGCGUGCGCCCCGUAACGGACUGAGAUUCCGCUCGGAGUGCACUGCAUACUGGGUCCUUGUGACCCCAUCCAGGAUCAGCAAUUCUAAGAACAUGACACUGGUUAUGAUGGGAUGGCCAAACGUGUGAGGCCCAGUAGAUCUGGCCCUCGGUAUGCAGUAUGCUGCUAGUGAACCGGUGACUGGUGCCAGUUAGAAAAGCAUCGAGAUAUAGCGCCACCUUGAGGAAAACUUUGGAAAAACAACAUAAUGUAAUCUCCAAAGCUAUCCUCAGGAUAAAAGAUGUCCAGGCAGGUGAUUAUGUGAGGCAUUAGUAGCAAUGCCUAACGGAGCGCCGGUGAUUACCAGCACUCAAACCACGCAUCACGCAAAGCCGGAUAAGAAGGAUGACAUUGAUUUCAGUGAGACUGGUUAAACUAGGACUUUAGCUUAGAAUUUAGUCCAGUGAGAGAAGUAUUCGAGGUUAGGGUCACUCGCCUGAACCCAGGCUCAGUCUCAGGCCUCCCAGGAAGUGGUUAGAAAGUCGGUCAUGGUCCCAGACUGUGAGCUCAGCGCAGGCUUCUCGCAAGUCACCCUCCUGGAAGCCGUCGAUCACCAUGGUGUGGUUAAACGCGGGAUUCGCCGUCCUCUUCAAUACCCUGGUCUUCUGGCGGCUCCUUCUGCUAGUAUCUGGAAAUAUAAAACUACAGAAACCCAUAUCGCUCUGAGAGGCCGCAUCACUCACUUCUAUUCAGUAAGCUGAGGUUCCUUCAGGAACUCUGAGGUGCCAUUAAAACCGUAGAACAUUGAGUAUUUCCACUGUCUUCAUCACCAUGUUUGUAAAGAUGUCAAAAAGCAUUUUCAUAUAGGGCAGCACACUGGUAUAAACUGAAAUUAUUGUGUCAUAUUUUUAAUGGUGUGAAAGGGAAUUUAAUAUGAACGUCGUAAGGCUUGUCUACCAUUUAACAAAUGGGUCCACAGUCGAACCCCUGACGAUGGGUAGGUUCUUGCAUUCUUUCACCCAGAUGUGUACUUCACCACUGUUGGAUACUUGAAUAUCUAGCCAAGGAAGACAAGCAUCAUGCAUGGACACCUUGUGUCCUUCUUAGCCCUUAUCACAUUUAACGUAGACAUCCAUAGAUGGGAACAACAUACAAUUAUUUUACAAAAAUGGCUAUAUUAUUGAUUGUAGUACAGUUAGGGUAUUUCAUACAUAAUCUCCCUGACAUUUUAGGGUUAAUAAACUGCACAAAAUGGUGUUUGUGCUCUGUGAUCUGUACACUCACAGACCUGUAUCAAAGGCCAUGUGAUCAUUUUAAUGUAGUCAAAGUAGCUACUCAAAUCUCUUUACACAAAAUUUUGCAGAGCUGUCACUGGGUGAACAUGCGAGGAAGGUUGCGUACUGGAAGUGUGAGCAGACAUCGUGGAAUGUGUCUCUUGACUGUGAGCGAUCUCGGGCAGGAAGCGAACAGCCAAUGUCAUCUCUCCUCUGUAAUCCGAAGGCUGCAGUUUGGAAGUGAUCUGGAAAGGAAAGCGCAGGUUUUCUAGAAUGUUCAUUUCCCAGCAAACACAACAAUCUCACGUUUGUUUUCUUAAAUCCUAAUCUAAGAAAUGUCUCUGCAGAUCAGAUUCCGAGGCAAGUAUGAAUCAUUUAGGGCAAAAUGUACAUUAUGAAAUAAAAAUUAUCCUAAUCUGC